This is a messenger RNA of Lodderomyces margitis, 1191 nucleotides long. It is a transcript of the gene CDA2, whose product is annotated as chitin deacetylase. Gene Ontology annotation, cellular component: prospore membrane. The record is from RefSeq and is a predicted model, not a curated record. The coding region runs from base 1 to 1191 and encodes 396 amino acids. NCBI's taxonomy places the organism in Eukaryota, Fungi, Ascomycota, Pichiomycetes, Serinales, Debaryomycetaceae. Gene Ontology annotation, molecular function: chitin deacetylase activity. Gene Ontology annotation, biological process: ascospore wall assembly; carbohydrate metabolic process. The transcript has a single exon.
AUGAAGUGGUGGGCUCUUUUUAUUUACCUAUUCACCAUAUCGUUAUCAUUUGUUUAUGCGUCCGAAUAUUCAAAACGGUUGAGUGCUAAGAUAUCAUCGGUCAUUUCCCCCAAAUUCUACAAUAAUCACAGUAAUAAUAAAGGAGAUGAUGUAAGCAAUGGAGCCCAUGGACCAUCUAGUAGUAAAGUGUUUGACAAUUAUGUUUAUGCAGUAACGCCCGAUUUUCAUGUGCAACAGCAAAUGAAACAACACCAACAUCAACAACAACAACAACAAACCAACGAGGCUAAUCAACCACCACCAUCUCCCAAACAAUACGAGCUUCCACCGUCACCUAUGAUCUACCCACCAAAAUUGCCUUUUCCACAGUGGUUAACUGAUUUCACGGGAUUACAUGAAUGGCCCGGGUUGGAUCCACCUUACAUCCCAUUAGAUUUCAUUGAUUUCAAUAAAAUUGUGCCUGUGCCCCUUCACAAUCAAGCAUCGUGUUCACAACUCCAAUUACGGUCACCCGCCAGUUGUUCAUUUGAUUGCUUCAAUUGUGUUGAAUUUGAUGAUGUUUAUACGUGUCCCAAACUCUCACAAACAUUUGAUGAUGGACCUAGUCCCUAUACUCGCAGUUUACUUGCGGCAAUGAACAAGACGCACACCAAGACAACAUUGUUUACAUUGGGCGUCAAUAUUGUGCGGUUCCCCGAUAUUUACCAUGAUUCAAUAGCUGCAGGACAUAUAAUGGGGUCGCAUACGUGGUCGCACAAGUUUCUCCCGGCAUUGUCAAAUCAGGAUAUUAUUGCCCAGAUUGAAUGGCUGAUUUGGAGCAUGAAUGCAACAGGGUUCCAUUUGCCCAAAUGGUUUCGACCACCUUAUGGUGGCAUUGAUAAUCGGGUGCGGUCUAUCUUAAGGCAGUUUGGCAUGCAGGCGGUUCUUUGGGAUUUCGACACAUUUGAUUGGAAGAUGCUUGAUCAUUCAAAUAGGAGAACGGAACAGGAUGUGUAUCAUGAUGUGAAGCGUUUCAAACAGGAACGUGGUGGCACGGGGCUCAUUUUGGAACAUGAUGCUAUACAACGUACGGUGGAUGUGGGGAUUGAGAUUUUGCAACUGAUUGUUGGUGGUGGUGAUAAACAGUUGACGGUGCCGCAGUGUGUCGGGGGAAUAGAUUAUAUCAAGUCGUUUCCGAGAACAGUGAAGUGA